Penicillium concentricum is the source of this 264-nucleotide messenger RNA. RefSeq lists its product as uncharacterized. The transcript is spliced from 2 exons. The record is from RefSeq and is a predicted model, not a curated record. NCBI's taxonomy places the organism in Eukaryota, Fungi, Ascomycota, Eurotiomycetes, Eurotiales, Aspergillaceae. The annotation marks the transcript as partial.
UGUCAUUCGAUCUGCGCUAUCCAAUUUAACUUUAGUGGGCUAAUCUCGUCUUGCGGGGGAGCCAAUCUCGUAUCAUAUGCUAUGCAAUCAUUCGAGUAUCUUUGCUCAAUCUGGCUCUAUGGCCGUGUCUGGGCGCAUACUGCCUGUCUAGGUAAGGUCUUCCGGCACCUAGCGGAUGAAACUCGCACUGACAUUUUGCAUUUGCUGGUUUCCCGUGACCUGUUCCGGGAGGUUUGGUUGGCCGGCCUUGUUUCGUACCUCUAG